Messenger RNA from Acanthochromis polyacanthus (spiny chromis), 1438 nucleotides. Its product is annotated as NK1 transcription factor-related protein 2-like. Gene Ontology annotation, molecular function: RNA polymerase II cis-regulatory region sequence-specific DNA binding; DNA-binding transcription factor activity, RNA polymerase II-specific. The transcript is spliced from 3 exons. Bases 1 to 840 code for a protein of 279 amino acids. Gene Ontology annotation, biological process: cell differentiation; regulation of transcription by RNA polymerase II. NCBI's taxonomy places the organism in Eukaryota, Metazoa, Chordata, Actinopteri, Pomacentridae. Gene Ontology annotation, cellular component: nucleus. The record is from RefSeq and is a predicted model, not a curated record.
AUGGGGUCUUUCCGUGUAAAGGAUGCUGGAGCCCAAAGAGUGACAAUGACGUCCAGUCAUAAGAUUUCCUUCUCUAUUAUUGACAUAUUGGAUCCGAACAAAUUCAACAGCAAAAGGGUGAACGAACUUUCCGGCGUGAGGGAGAAGUUUUUGGUGCCAAAUGUGGAGAAAACAAGUUUGGAGUCGGACAGCAGAGCAGCCGGAGACUUCAGAGUGGAGCGCACAGAAGCAGAUGAGACAGGAGAUGACCACUCUGCGCUCUCCCAGCACCCUGCAGCGGUGGGUGACCCCCUCCUGCUCUCCCCACAGCCCGACACAGAGCCCUGUCCGGCCGGGGAGCAGGAGGAGGCGGACCGGGAGUCAACGGUCGCCCUGCCGGACCACUCACCGCACAACAAGCGUCGGCGCCCGGACGCGGCCUGCGCCAAACCGCGGCGCGCCAGAACAGCUUUCACUUACGAACAACUGGUGGCUCUAGAGAACAAGUUCCGCGCAACUCGCUACUUGUCCGUGUGUGAGAGACUAAACCUGGCUCUGUCCUUAAGCCUGACCGAGACCCAGGUGAAAAUCUGGUUCCAGAACAGGAGGACCAAGUGGAAAAAGCAGAACCCUGGGGUGGACAGCACCUUGCAGCCUGGCUCCAGCUCCCUGGUCAGUCCCAACCAGGCCAACUGCGGGUCGAGCUCCGCUAGCUUCCACCAGACUUUCUCCAACUUCAGCUCUGGGAAUGUGAUCUUCCACACGGCCAGUGGUGUUCCGCUUUCAUCCACUGGAGGGCUCCUGCAUCCCUUCAUGUCCAAUGGAUUCGUCCAGCCGACUUAUUUCAACCCACAUCUAUGAAACAAACCAAGACUGACAGGUUGCAGCUGGGUUUCCUUUGAGCAAAUUCUUAUUUUUUUCUACUUUGAACGUUGACUGCCCAGAUUAUUGCAUUUCUUGUCCUUUAUCAUGUUAUCAAACAGUUUUUUAAGUCAUAAAACUCUACUGACUGUCUUUAAUCUUUAAGCAACAUGACAACAAAAGGCCAAAUAUGUGAUCUGUGAGCAAACGCAACAAUUAUUUAAACAUUUAAGGUGUUCUUUAGUUCUGUCUGCACUAAUAUUCCAUCAUUGUAUUUGCUAUUACACCUCCUCACAGUAUUAAACAGCUCAUACAGUAGCAUUUCCUGUACCAGUGUGUCGUCUCCCAUCUCAGCCUGUGCCAUAUUGCACCAUUGUUUCUACCUCUCAAAGGUUUGCACAUCUUACAUCUGUUGGCAUUUAUGCAACAUUAUCAGUGUAACUUAAUUAAAAAAAAAACAUAAAACAUCUGUUUGUGUCCUCUGUAUUGCAAAGUGAAAGCAUUUCAAAUGGGAAUAAAUUGGUGGAUGCUUUCCAAACCUCUUCAGCAUUCAUUUGGCAAAGGUGACAUAAGUGGUUUGUAACUGCGGUUUUGUAGA